Messenger RNA from Portunus trituberculatus (swimming crab), 1101 nucleotides. Its product is annotated as tigger transposable element-derived protein 1-like. Lineage: Eukaryota; Metazoa; Arthropoda; Malacostraca; Decapoda; Portunidae. The annotation marks the transcript as partial. Gene Ontology annotation, molecular function: DNA binding. The transcript has 2 exons. Gene Ontology annotation, cellular component: nucleus. The record is from RefSeq and is a predicted model, not a curated record.
AUGAGUCCCAAAGCUAAAGACAAAGCUAGUGAAAAGAAAAAACCUAAGAAAAUGAUCACGAUGGAAGCAAAACAUGAAAUUAUCACAAAGUAUGAGCGUGGCAUUUGUAUCAUCGACUUGGCAAAGGAGUAUGGCCCCAAUCCUUCUGCAAUAUCCACAAUCAUCAAGCAGAAGGAAGACAUCAAAAAGCUGCAACUUUCCAAAGGCGUCACCAUUAUUUCCAAGCUACGUACUGAUAAACAUGAUGAGAUGGAACGGCUAUUUUUAAUAUGGAUUAAGGAGAAGCAAUUGGCUGGUAACUCUGUUUCUGAAGCGAUCAUCUGUGAGAAGGCUAGCACCAUUUUCCAAGACCUUAAGCGUGAAGCAGCCGAGACGGAGGGAGAAUCAUCGCAGGGUGGCCAAGGGAGUGAUGAGUUCAAAGCCAGUCGUGGAUGGUUUUACAAUUUUAAGAAACGAAGUGGCAUUCAUUCUGUCAUUUGUCAUGGAGAGGCAUCGAGUGCUGAUGUUAAGGGGGCUGAAAAUUUCAUUAAGGAAUUUGAAAAACUCAUUUUCAAGAAAUACUUGACCGAUAAUGGUCUGCCACUUAAGUGUGUCCUCCUCUUGGAUAAUGCCCCCGGUCACCCCCCUGGCCUUGCAGAUGACCUUUUAGAUGAAUUUAAAUUCAUUAAAGUUGUCUAUCUACCAGCCAACACAACAUCUAUCCUCCAGCCCAUGGAUCAACAGGUGAUAUCCAACUUUAAGAAACUUUUCACGAAGCAUCUUUUCAAGCGUUGCUUUGAAGUUACUGAAAAUACGAACCUAACAUUGAGGGAGUUUUGGAAGCAACGUUACAACAUUGUGAUCUGUGUUAAGCUUAUAGAUAUUGCCUGGCAAGGUGUUACCAAAAGAACAUUGAACUCAGCUUGGAGAAAAUUAUGGCCAGAUGUUGUUUUAGAGCGAGACUUUGAGGGAUUCAAUCCUGUUGAGGAGGAGAUUGUAUCUAUUGGUCGCUCUAUGGGCUUACAGAUAGACGAGGCAGAUGUUGCUGAAUUCGUUGAGGAGCACGCUGAAGAACUCAUGACGGAGGAGCUGAAGGAGUUACACAAGAUUUUCCAUGAGGAG